CCCUUCCAGAAGAUGGAGUCCCUUCCUGAGCCACUGCUUGUCCGGAUCCUGGCCUCUGUCCCGGCGGUGGAGCUGAUCCUGGUGUGUCGACUGGUCUGCUCCCAGUGGAAGAUGCUGAUAGACGGUGCGGCCCUUUGGCUCCUGAAAUGCCAGCAGGAAGGGAUUGCCGGAGAAGACGCCGAGGAGGAGGGAGGGGCCAACUGGCAAAUGCUUUACUUCCUGCACAAGAGGAAGAGGAACCUGAUCAAGAAUGCCACCGGGGAAGAGAGCCUCGAACACUGGGUCGAAGUGGAAAGCGGAGGGGAUGGCUGGAAAAUCGAGGAGCUGCCUGGAGACUUUGGGAAAGAUUUCCCCAGCGAUGAGGUCCACAAAUACUUUGUCACGUCUUUUGAGUGGUGCCGCAAAUCCCAAGUCAUUGAUCUCCGGGCCGAAGGGUAUUGGGAGGAGUUGAUGGACACGAUCCAGCCCAAAAUCGUGGUGAAGGACUGGUAUGCGGCCCGAUGUGACGCAGGUUGCUUGUACGAGCUGACCGUGAAGCUGCUGUCGGAGACGGACGAGGUGGUGUCCGAGUACAGGAGUGAGACUGUUGCGCUUCCGCAGGACAACGAAGGCGAAUGGCAUGAGAUCACCCACACCUUCACCGACUAUGGCCCUGGGGUUCGCUUUGUCUACUUUGAACACGGCGGCCAGGACACGGUCUUCUGGAAGGGCUGGUACGGAGCACGAGUCACCCACAGCAGCGUAACCGUGGAGCUGUAAUGGCGGCCCUCAAGAUACUGGCGCCGGAUGAGCAUUCGCGCAACGGAGUGUCCCUCAUGGAGAAAGGAGGGAACUUGCGUGUGGUUGUGCUCAGGGCGGGAUGAAGCGUUCUGCUUAAACAGAAUCUGCCAGGUUUGGCGCUCUUGCUGUGAUCCAGUUCUCUGGGAAUUCCAGACAUAGAAAGUUUUAAAAAGGCCUUUCCUUGAACUUGAAUGCUGCCGCAAUCCUGCCUAUUCAAGACAUCCACAGCUAUGUAUUAUGGAAUUCCACAUGCAGGUGGCGCUGCUGAGCUAGGAAUGGCCUCUGGGAAAAGGUUCUCCGUCCACCUCUCCCCACAGCUCAUGAAAAACAAGUCUCGCGACGUACCCAGUUCCAUUAGGCUUCCAUGAAUGCCGUCCUCUUCAACCUCUCUCAGCUGCCCUGCCCAAAAGCAAUGCAGCUUUUGCACAGGCGAAUCAAAAGGGUGUUUGAACCUCUCUGGAGAAACCACCAGGGGUGGAAUUCUAGCAGAAUCUCCUUUGCAUAUUAGGCCACACACUCCUGAGGUAGCCAAUCCUCCAAGAGCUUACAAGGCUCUUUUUUGUAAGUUCUUGGAGGAUUGGCUACAUCAGUGGGGUGUGGUCUAGUAUGCAAAGGAGGUCCUGCUAGAAUUCCACCCCUGGAAACCACCCUCCUGUUUGGAAUAGGACUCCCAAGAUUAAGUCUUCAGGAUAGGCUUCAUGCUCAGAGGCAAUCUACCCACCAAUGUUCCCUCUGAGCUGUGGAGUCUUCUGAGCAAAAAUUCUACUUCAUGAGUUACUGGCAUUAAAGUUGUCAGCUCCUGCAUCAAUUAGUUUGCUCUAGGGCCGUUUUUCCGGAGCGAAGACAAAAAUGUGUGAGCUGGAGGCUAAAAAAUUGUGAGCUAGCUCACACUAACUCAGCUUAGGGGGAACACGGCUACCCACUGAAUACUGUUCCCUUCAUGCCCUGCUGUGUUUCCAAAUAUGGCUUAGCUUGAAAGUAGACUUUAUGGACAACAAAAAUAAAGCUGAAACUUAAAUACCAAAAAA
Molecule: messenger RNA, 1808 nt
Organism: Heteronotia binoei (common prickly gecko)
Lineage: Eukaryota; Metazoa; Chordata; Lepidosauria; Squamata; Gekkonidae
Gene: FBXO2
Product: F-box protein 2
Exons: 5
Coding region: 13-759 (248 amino acids)
Biological process (GO): glycoprotein catabolic process; SCF-dependent proteasomal ubiquitin-dependent protein catabolic process
Cellular component (GO): cytoplasm; SCF ubiquitin ligase complex
Molecular function (GO): protein binding; ubiquitin protein ligase activity
Source: RefSeq, a predicted model, not a curated record